AUGUGGCCACAAUGUUACCGUAUCGAAGACACGCCGUUGGACCUUUGUACACACGUGCUGUACUUCGCGGCUAGAACCGAUCCGGAAUCCUACGAGAUAAAACCGAUGAAUGCACGAAUCGCUAUACUGGAGAAAGGGUACCAAAAGUUUGCCGAUCUCAAGAAACGACGGCCCGAUGAAAAGGGCUGGAAAUUCGAUUGGGACGAACGAAGUGCGUCGCCAUUUGCGUAUCGCGGUAAUGAGUGGAUUGGUUAUGAGAAUGAAGUUUCGCUCGAGGAGAAGGCAUACUUCGUGGACAAUGAGGAUUUAGGAGGUAUACUAGUCGUUGCAUUGGAGAACGAUGAUUACAAGGGGGUCUGCGGAAAGAAGUACCCUUUGCUGACGGCUCUUUUUGAGGCUUAUAGGCCGACCUGGUCCACCGACGACGACCCAUUUGCCUUUGCCAUCGAGCGAUCCCGUCGUGAUGUAGGCCCAAAGUGA
Molecule: messenger RNA, 480 nt
Organism: Anopheles cruzii
Lineage: Eukaryota; Metazoa; Arthropoda; Insecta; Diptera; Culicidae
Product: oviduct-specific glycoprotein-like
Exons: 3
Coding region: 1-480 (159 amino acids)
Biological process (GO): carbohydrate metabolic process; chitin catabolic process
Cellular component (GO): extracellular region
Molecular function (GO): chitinase activity; chitin binding
Source: RefSeq, a predicted model, not a curated record